Gloeophyllum trabeum ATCC 11539 is the source of this 901-nucleotide messenger RNA. RefSeq names its product delta-endotoxin CytB. The record is from RefSeq and is a predicted model, not a curated record. The transcript has 3 exons. Lineage: Eukaryota; Fungi; Basidiomycota; Agaricomycetes; Gloeophyllales; Gloeophyllaceae. Bases 19 to 765 code for a protein of 248 amino acids.
AUUGCUAAGUCAAAGACAAUGGCGUCCAGAGCCCAAGAGAAUGAAUCUACCAGCGAGAUCGUCACGGCCUCGGCCAACACUCCCUUCGACUCCUUGACGAAACUACCGGGAGACCUCGUACCGACCGGCAUGCAAGUCAGCAAGUUCACGGGGCACUAUGUCCAUGUCAGUAGCGUCCCCAAAUGGUUUGAUUGGUACGGCUUCGCCGCUGCUGUCACCAGCUACAGAGGAGACGACCUAGUCUCGGUACCCAUCGAUACUGGUCGACGUGCGCUGCCUGGGAUCACCCUCAAGACCGACGUUGUUCCCAACAGUGACGUCGUCGAGAUCUCCAGCGAUACUUCCCCGGGGGACAAUCAGGCGCUCCAAGCCCGGAGAGUUAUCGUUUUCGAGAUAAUCCUUGACUGGAUGAUCCAUAUCUUACACGACGUCCUCGGUGUCGCUGCAGACGUCAGCGAGCUGCGCGCGAACGUAUAUACCACAUUCACCAACCUGCAAUGGGCCCACUCUAGCGGCUUCGCCGACUUCUCCUCCUCGAGCUCGGGCUCCAACUCAUCAUGGGAGUACAGGACGGUGUACGCCUAUCGGCAGCCGGGGGAGACGAACACGUUUCUCAGUAUGGUCACCACGAUCAAGUUGGAGGCGGACAUUAGGUCCGAGUCGUCCUGGUGGGGCCUUACCAGUAGCACUACAGCGCGCUUCUGCGCUACCAUUAGGGCCGGACAGCUUCGGGCUACGAAAGGGUUCACCGACCCGAUACAGUGACCAGUGCAGAGAGGACAGACGAAGAGAGACGGGGUUACGGUUUUUCUUGGUAGAUGUACCCGUAGCGAGGUUGCUCCAAUGUACCCUAUUGCCUGGACAUAAGCGUAUUUUGAAUGGCGACAGCACUUUCGCAAGC